Messenger RNA from Hemicordylus capensis (graceful crag lizard), 1664 nucleotides. RefSeq names its product TNF superfamily member 15 (gene TNFSF15). Gene Ontology annotation, cellular component: membrane. NCBI's taxonomy places the organism in Eukaryota, Metazoa, Chordata, Lepidosauria, Squamata, Cordylidae. The transcript has 5 exons. Bases 10 to 780 code for a protein of 256 amino acids. The record is from RefSeq and is a predicted model, not a curated record. Gene Ontology annotation, biological process: immune response. Gene Ontology annotation, molecular function: tumor necrosis factor receptor binding.
UUUGGGGAGAUGCCGCGCUCUGCUGCUGCCGCCGCCCUGGAGGCGCCCCUGCAGGAAUUCGCUGCCUGGCAGCACAGCAGCAGCAGCAGCAUCGGGAGGAGCUGCAGGCGGCGCGGCGGCGGGGGCGGCGAGCUGAGCGGGCUGCGCUGCCUCGUGGCCUGCUGCCUGCUCGCCGUGCUGCUCUUGGCGCUCCCGGUGGCGUUCCUCCUGGACAGAGCCUUCCGCCAAGCAGCGCCGCCGGCCGACCAGCAGGAGGCAGAACCUGGAAGAUCGGCCCAGUUCCAGAAGCAAACAGCUAUGCCUACUUCUAUGCCUGUUACAACCCCGCUUCCAGGAUCCAGGCCAAAGGCCUACCUGACAGCUGAUUCACCAGAAGUAGGACCCUGUGUGGGGAACCAGUUACCCAUCCUCAAGUGGCGAGAUUUGAGAAGGCUGGAAGACGGCAACCAGAUGCUUUACAAGAAUGGCUUUCUGGUGGUCCCGAAGGAUGGCGAGUACUUUAUCUACUCUCAGAUCACUUUCAGACGCCAACAACAGAAUGUGAAUUGCACCAAACACAACGUGACUGCCAUAAAAGGGGUUCUCUCCAAGCGCACAGGGAACUAUGUGAUGGAACUCAUGAGUGCCAGUAAUUCCAUUACCAUGGCGGAGUAUUCGAAGGAGUCAAUCUAUCUGGGGUCCAUUGUUCUACUAAGGGAAGGCGAUGAACUCAUGGUGAAUGUCAGUCACACCGAAUUCGUGUAUCCUAAAGAAAGUUUCUUUGGUGCUUUCUUCAUCUAGCUGCCGAUGUGCUCCCAGCUCAGCAGAUGGUGCUAGCAGGUUACGACUGGAGAAGGACCAAGGAAAGACAGCUCUUGCAUCCUUGAACUCAGCGCUGCUUGUCAGAUCUCACCAGCGUCCAACUUCAGAUGGAACCCCCGUUGGCUCCCUUGAGCACCCUCUCCUGAAUUCUGAUCCUCCUGUGCACAAAUGUCCGGUGGAAGUCACCAGUUGUUUAACCAUGUUCUUUGCCAAAGGGCUAGUGGGAACUGCGGAUUGAAUUCAAUAAACCAGCCAAAGGAACCCACCCGGGUUAAGCUAAGAAGCACAAGAACCGCCGGUGUAUUGUUGUGAAUGCUCAUACCAAGGACCACUGCCUAAGGCCUCCCCAUUACUUGCAGAUGAUACUGCUUUAUCUUCUGCAUUUAUCUGUUCUGCAAUUGCUUUCCUGGAGGGCAUAAAAGCCAAGAGGAUGCUUGUUGUUGGGUCUGUGGUUGGGUUAGGUUGCUUGGUUGGUUUUGUUGUGAAAUUAGACAAUGUCAUCUUCCUACAGCUGCAGUAUGUGUUUCCAGUGCUGGACUGUGGCCCGUUAUCUCACUGUUGCGUCACCCUGGGUAUAAAAUCUGGUAUGUUGGAAUGUUAUUUAGAACUGGGGAUGAUUAUGAUGCUUCUGUCAGUAAGCAACGGGUUUACGGGAAGGAUCUGUUUAGAUCUUUUUGAUGUUGCUGUGACCAAUUAUUUUUAUACAUAGUUCUUAAGAGUUGCUUCUUGUACUCUGACAGGGCGGCGGCUUCUGAUUCAGGUGAUUUUGCUCAUUUGUGUCAAGCUACUUUCUGUUCAUGGAAACUAUCAUAGAGAUUAUUAUUUUAAAUAAAUUAAAUACAAUAAUUUAUGUAUCUAUUCUG